Messenger RNA from Pungitius pungitius (ninespine stickleback), 813 nucleotides. RefSeq names its product hydroxyacyl-thioester dehydratase type 2, mitochondrial-like. The record is from RefSeq and is a predicted model, not a curated record. Gene Ontology annotation, biological process: fatty acid biosynthetic process. Gene Ontology annotation, molecular function: (3R)-hydroxyacyl-[acyl-carrier-protein] dehydratase activity. NCBI's taxonomy places the organism in Eukaryota, Metazoa, Chordata, Actinopteri, Perciformes, Gasterosteidae. The transcript has a single exon. The coding region runs from base 1 to 474 and encodes 157 amino acids. Gene Ontology annotation, cellular component: mitochondrion.
AUGACGUCCCUGUGGAGGAUCGUCCUCAACAAACCGCGGCCGCGCCUCUCUCAUCCUGCGUCCUGCCGGCGGCUCCACGUGGGCCAGCGAGCCUCCCUCACCAAAGCGUUCUCCGCCCGCGACGUGCAGCUGUUCGCCGAGCUGACGGGCGACAACAACCCCGUCCACCUGGACCCGGCCUACGCCAGCACCACCUCCUUCGAGGCGCCCAUCGUCCACGGCGUCCUCAUCAACGGCCUGAUCUCGGCCGUGCUCGGCACCAGGAUGCCCGGCCGCGGCUGCGUCUUCCUCUACCAGGAGAUCCGCUUCCCGGCGCCGCUCUACAUCGGCGAGGAGGUGCUGGCCGAAGCAGAGGUCCGCAAGAUCAAGAUGGCGUUCGCCUUCAUUGCGGUGACGUGCUCCGUCAGGGACAAAGUGGUGAUGGAGGGGGAGGUGAUGGUGAUGAUGCCCGAUAAGCAGCAUAAGAAGGAGUGAUUUCAAGAUGGCGCCGCAGCAGACAACCGUGGUCACUCAAGAUAAUCUGUAUGUUUAUGAUGACGUUUGACUGAAACAGGUGCUGCUGGACGAAAAAAGGUCUAGCAGAGAGACUCUGAUGAUUUAUUUAAAUGUUUCAUUUAUUAGUUCUGCUUUGUAGUUUCUUUAAUGUGUUGAAUACAAUAAAAUAUCUUCUCAAUCUUAAAUUCAGCAGUUUUCAGGUCAAUGUUUUGAUAGUUUUGGGACGUUUGGCUCCAUAAACUAAGGAAAUUUGGAUGCUCUCAGACCCUGAUAUCCGAUGAAAGGGAAAAGUGAAAACUGUCAGUUUACAAUCUAUUA